Gambusia affinis (western mosquitofish) is the source of this 1330-nucleotide messenger RNA. It is a transcript of the gene cth1, whose product is annotated as cysteine three histidine 1. Gene Ontology annotation, molecular function: mRNA binding; metal ion binding. The transcript is spliced from 2 exons. The record is from RefSeq and is a predicted model, not a curated record. NCBI's taxonomy places the organism in Eukaryota, Metazoa, Chordata, Actinopteri, Cyprinodontiformes, Poeciliidae. Bases 106 to 1056 code for a protein of 316 amino acids.
CUUAUUUAAAAGACAAACUCAGGCAGGGAGUUGAAGUCAUCCAGGUUGUCUUUCCUCCAGAUGUUGCCCUGUACCACUGCCACCAAUCACAAGUAGUUUGCAGUCAUGUUUGAGAAUAGCAGCAAUGAUCCAUUCCUGCCUUCCUCUCAAGAUAAGGACCUGGUAGAUGACCUGCUGUGCAGUGAUGACUCGGAGGCUACUCGUGACACUAGCUUCUCUCUGACCAAAGCCCUGUUGCCCCUGGUGGAGCCCCCUUCCUCUUCCCUUGUCCCCUGGGUCUGCUCCACUCGCUAUAAGACGGCCCUGUGCACCAGCUAUGCAACCAGUGGUUUCUGUAAAUACGCUGAACGCUGCCAGUUUGCUCACGGCCUCCGUGAGCUCCACGUGCCUUUCCGCCACCCCAAGUACAAGACUGAGCUUUGUCGCAACUACCACACCACAGGCUACUGCUUCUAUGGAGGUCGCUGCCUGUUUGUCCAUAGCCCCACAGAGAUGCGGCAGGUCCAACGACACCGUAGGAAUAUUCCCUGUCGCAAGUUCCUUGCCAAUCGGGUCUGUCCCUUUGGCAAGCGCUGUAAUUUCCUGCAUGUUGAGGAUGAGGUGUUGGAGGAUGGGUAUCCAGCUGCUACUUUGGACCCCAACUCACCUGCCCCUACUGACCAGGUUCAGCCUCAGCGUAAGGUGUGGAAGCCUAAGGGUGCGCUUUGCCACACCUUCAGCACUUUUGGUUUCUGCCUCUACGGUACAAGCUGCUGCUUUCAGCAUGGACUCCCCAGCAAAAUCAAGACUGCUGACCUCAGCCAAGCACAGUUCCUGUCUCCCCAGCCAACCCCAAGCACUGCAGGUUUACCUUCAAUCUCAUCCAAUGGGUCAACCUCUUCCUCCACAUCAACCUCCCCUCGUCCUGCCCUUUCCCCAUCCCCAGAGGUCAUGGUCCACAAUGCCUUCACUUUCUCCAGCCAUCACCUGAAUGACCUCCUGCUGCCCCUGGCUAUCCAUCUGCAGCAGCUAGAGAGCACCAAGGGCCAGGAGGUCUGGGACAGCAGAGCACUUUGAGUUUGUGGUCCAAAUUAGAAUUUGCAUGAGCACUAGAAAAAUUUUUAUUUUCUUUUUUUAAUUCCUUUUAAAGGAGGCUGUCUUUACAUGUACUUUUUUGUUUUAAACACAAGUUGUUUGACUUGUUGACCAGCAGGUCAAAGAGCUGGAACUGUUCAGUGUCUCUGAACAGAAAGUCUUCCAGCUUUGAGGGUAAUUUAACUUUUUAACUGUGGUACUCAAACCAUAAGCUGCAUAAAUGAACUGUUGUAAAUAAAACAAAUUUUAACAAUCA